GGCCGUGGUUAUUCCGCGGAUGGUCGAAAAGUGUCUGCGUGUUCUCCGAACUCAAACUCUCCGGGCGGAUUGAGCGCCGAUUACGAACUGCGGGCACCCGACAGCCAUCUCAGGGGUUGCCGAAUGUCUGGUCGGACUACGAGCUCGAUCUACAUCGCGAAGAGCUACCCCUCCGUUCCAGCGCCAUCACCUUUUCGGAGCACAAACUCAUCACGUCACCAUAAGUGAAUGUCAAGAAUCGCAUAGCCAGGAGCGUAUCUGACUUACUCCGGCAUCUCUCCAGUCGACGAGCCUCUUUUCGUCAUGGAUAAGAAAGACACCCGGCUCCUUCUGCCGGAUAUCCACAGCGUCGAACAGAUCAGAACGGGUUCGCAGAAUGCGUUGAAAUACGUGUCUUUAGUGACUCUGACAGUGCAAAAUGCCGCACUCAACCUGGCUAUGCGGAGUUCUCGGACUCAGAAAGAAUUGUUCAUCGCAUCCACCGCCGUAGUCAUGGCCGAAGUUAUCAAACUCGUAACAUGUUUGGGCCUGAUCAGAUUCGAAGAGGGCUCGUGGAAGAAAACGGUGAAAAAUACGCACAGAACAGUUCUGGUGAACUUCUGGGACACUCUGAAGGUCGCGGUUCCUUCCUUCGUAUACACGAUACAGAACAAUCUGCUCUACGUGGGCGCGACUCACUUGGACGCCGCGACAUGCCAAGUCACCUACCAGCUGAAGAUUCUCACAACCGCCUUAUUUUCGAUCGCACUACUCCGGAAGAAAAUCUCCGCCAUUCAGUGGGUUUCGCUCUUCAUGCUGUUCAUCGGUGUCGCCCUCGUCCAAUUGGCGCAGCUGGACAAGCCGCACAUGAUAGUUGCAGGUCGGGAGCAGAGUGCCUUCGUCGGUUUCAUGGCGAUCUUCAUGGCCUGUGUGCUCAGCGGUUUCGCCGGUGUCUAUUUCGAGAAGAUACUCAAGGGUGCCGAUAUAUCGGUCUGGAUGCGUAACGUCCAGCUCUCUGUGGUGGCGAUUCCCAUCGGACUCUUGACGACCUUCUCCUAUGAUCUCCACGAGGUCUCGUCGAAAGGAUUCUUCCAUGGCUACAACGCGAUUGUAUGGUCCGUUAUACUUCUUCAGGCUCUCGGUGGCUUGCUUGUCGCCAUGGUGGUACGCUACGCCGACAAUAUCCUCAAGGGCUUCGCGACAUCGCUUGCCAUCAUCUUGUCGUGCAUAGUGUCCGUCUAUGCGUUCGAUUUCGUGCUCACAAUCACUUUCUGCCUCGGAACCUCAUUGGUCAUGGCAUCAGUAUUCCUCUAUUCGAGUAAAAUACAGCUGAAACUCUGAGCGUUGUUUGAAACACAGUAUGACUAGAGAUGAGCGAAUAAUACAUUCUGUUGAAUGCAAUAUGACGAAACUUUCGCCUGAACUGCGUGUAGGGAUAGCUGCAUUGAGACUACAUCUUCGGAUCAAAAAGUGUCAGCCAGAUGUCCACUGCGCGGGCGAAAAUGGCCCGGGUUUCCCCAAGUUCCUUCAGAAUAUCCUAGCUUAUGAAAUUGAUUCAUUACCGACUAGACUGGUUCACAGUGUACAGUUUGAUUGAGAGGACGAGAGUGAGAUGUUUGAGACCACCUAUAACUUAUACG
Galendromus occidentalis (western predatory mite) is the source of this 1619-nucleotide messenger RNA. RefSeq names its product UDP-galactose transporter (gene Ugalt). The record is from RefSeq and is a predicted model, not a curated record. Bases 304 to 1320 code for a protein of 338 amino acids. NCBI's taxonomy places the organism in Eukaryota, Metazoa, Arthropoda, Arachnida, Mesostigmata, Phytoseiidae. The transcript is spliced from 4 exons. Gene Ontology annotation, biological process: pyrimidine nucleotide-sugar transmembrane transport. Gene Ontology annotation, cellular component: Golgi membrane. Gene Ontology annotation, molecular function: pyrimidine nucleotide-sugar transmembrane transporter activity.